Messenger RNA from Dreissena polymorpha, 3972 nucleotides. Its product is annotated as glycine receptor subunit alpha-3-like. The transcript has 8 exons. Gene Ontology annotation, cellular component: synapse; membrane; neuron projection. Bases 652 to 1962 code for a protein of 436 amino acids. Gene Ontology annotation, molecular function: chloride channel activity; extracellular ligand-gated monoatomic ion channel activity; neurotransmitter receptor activity. Lineage: Eukaryota; Metazoa; Mollusca; Bivalvia; Myida; Dreissenidae. Gene Ontology annotation, biological process: chloride transmembrane transport; regulation of membrane potential; signal transduction. The record is from RefSeq and is a predicted model, not a curated record.
UUAUUCAACAUAGCAAUACAUGCGCGUAUUAACAGGGAGAAAUUCAUCCCAUUCUCAUAGAUCCGCCAGGCACCCACGUGGUUUUAACCUGAUUGAUGCCGAUACUAUUUUCGUGUAAAGAACAUAUCGGCAAAUUUCGGUAAUCCGUCAAGAAUGAACGCCAGCGUGGCUUGAAAAAUGAUUUCAAGAACAUUUGGGUUCUGCAAAGUGUUUUGAGGGGAAGAUAUUUAUGAACAUUACUGGGCACAUGCUGGUAUGCUACAAUAAAUAUUGAACCACGAGGAGAGAUCAAGUAUUAACAAAAUAUUAAUGGAGCACACUACGAUGUAAUUAUAACUUUUACAAGAUAGGUAGAGACAAAAUGUGGAUUUUUUCGCGGACUUUAUUUCAGCAUUUCACAUCGGACUAAAUGCUCUAAAUGUGAAUGAUUGCUUCAUGACCUGAAAUGUGACCAAAGCAUUGAAAAUUUUGAAAUACUUAAUAUCCAUGUACAUUAUAGUGGAACAACGGGUAACAUAAUGAACAUUUACUGGAAAGGUCUGGAAGUGUGUGUGCAAGAAAUGUUACACUUAAAGUAGCAGUCAUUAAUAUAUGAACUGCAUCGGUUUGAAGAUAAAUUAACGCUUUGUAUAAAACUGGUUAAAUACAGCAAUGGAUAUGAACAUCUUAGUGAUACUCGGGUUACUGUUGUUGUCAACCGGCGAAUGCAGUGGGUAUGGGGGUAUUGUUCAGAGGCCAGAAAAGCACAUUCUUCGGGUCUUCAAAACUAGGAAAGAUUUCUUGGACUUCAUAACCAACGAGCUGAAGUUUGAGAACAAUGUUCCACCCGACUAUGACGAUGAUUAUGCAACCUUGAUAAAAUGCGAGAUGCACGUGGAGAACUUCGAUUCCAUCAACGAGGCGAACAUGGAUUUCACGGCGACGGUGCUUCUGCACCUGACCUGGUAUGACCACCGCUUCAGCAAGUACCAGAUCCAGAACAUGGAGGAGGGCUACGUGGAGAUUGACGCCAAGAACCUCGAGAAACUCUGGGUACCGGACCUCUACUUCCCGAACGAGAAACGGGCCUACUACCACAACGUCCUCAUGCCAAACAAAAUGUUGCGAAUUUACAAAGGAGGAGAAGUUACUUACUCGACAAGACUGUCGAUAACGCUUAGUUGCCCAAUGGAUUUCCGCCAUUACCCAUUCGACAAGCAGACUUGCAAGAUCGAAAUGCAGAGCUUCUCGUACAACGACGGAAACAUCCAGCUAAUGUGGAGUAACAGCACCCAUGGCGGCCCCGUGUUCCUGGAUGAGAGCACCGACCACAUGCCCCAGUUUGAGGUCAUCCAUGUGGAACCGGACGCCUUCUCUAUGCCCAGAGGGGAUCUAGGUAACCACAGCUGCCUAGAAGUGAAGUUUACCCUUGCUCGAAACAUUGGUUAUUACCUCGUGCAGAUGUACAUUCCCAGCGUCCUGGUAGUCAUGUUGUCCUGGAUUUCCUUUUGGUUGAACGUUAACGCAGUACCGGGACGAAUUUCUCUGGGAGUUUUAACAGUGCUCACCAUGACUACCCAGAGUUCCGGCGUGAAUGCGUCACUUCCUCAUGUGUCGUACACGAAGGCUAUCGAUAUAUGGAUGUCCACGUGCUUGAUGUUUGUGUUUCUAGCCCUAAUCGAGUUCGCUGUGGCAAAUGUGCUCAUGCGAAAAGAUAUGAACAAAGGUUUCAAAUGGAAAAACAUUUUCAGCAUUCCAAACAGCGCGGCAUUAAAUAACAAAUAUGAGGACGGUAGAGACCCCGAGCCUGGCAACGAAAGUGUCUCUAAGGUGCCAGCGAAGAAGAAGCCGGUGAACAUGGGGAUGCGCUACGCCAUGUAUUGCGAUGUGGGCUCUAGAAUUCUCUUUCCGGUCCUGUUUGCCAUCUUCAACAUCAUCUACUGGGGAUAUUACCUGACGCAAUUGAAUAAAAAUUUACCGUAAUCGUGCCCAUGGUACCCCGUCUUUAACUGCGGCUACCACCUUGGGAACUUGAAUUAGUAUUUGAUCAACGCCAAUACUUUGAAGAGAGCUUGAUUGACCAAUAAUGCAAAUACAACAUCCGCAUAGUCUACUUACAUCAGUUGACCCGCGUCAUGCGAAAAUGGGUAUUAUGCCUUAUGCUAUCAGCAUAGCCUCCAUAGCUCAGUCGAUAAGGCGCUUGCUGAAAUCCAGAGGUCUCGGGUUCGAUCCCGGGUCGGGGCACAUACAUGCCAGUCAUGUUUCAGUGGAAUGCUGACUGACAAAUAAAGGCUUAGCUCGGCAUUAAGACGUGUUAAGACGCGCAAUCUGGUCAAUCUUCUAAGUUCCGAUAUAAAGUUAGGCAAGGUUUUGUAGUUUCAUAUGCUCCAACUCAGACUCCUCAAAUGAGGCCUAUUUUCGCAUAACGCAGGUCAGUUUGUUUUAAGAUUGAAAUGACUGUUGUUAACUAGAUCCAAAUGUCUUUAUAACAAUUUCGGAAAGUAAACGUUUUCAAACGUCAAGGGUACUUUAUGUAAUACUUAUAUUGAAUUUAUUUCUUGUGUUAUGAAUUGUGCAUUAAACAUGCUUCGUCGAUCUACCAUAUAUUCAUCAGCCAUCAGUGCCAGGUAGGUAGUCUGCAGACGAAAUGUGUUUUUUUUUUUCAGGAUUAACGAUACUACGAACUGGAUGAUUUGAUUGUCAAAUAGGCCAAAAUAUUAUUGCACCAACAAAUUAGAUGGAAAUUUAUAUAAGUAAAACAUUAAAAACUAUUGAAUCAUUCACGUCUAUGCUAUUGAAUAUAUAAACUAUGUACAUGUAUAAAUGGGACGACAUAAGGCUCUAUACUUCAUUUAUUGCAAAACUGAAUAAUCCAUAUUGUUUUAAAACGAACCUAAUUAAAAGUGUAAAAUUAUAAAUUUCCGAACUUUAUGAUGUUUCUACUGGUAAUAUCUACCAAACAAGUGAUUUUUUACCAAAAUUGUCUGGCGUCAUAAUCCAUCGCAUUCAUAAAGUGUCGUGUCGUGCUGCUGUAGACAGUUCAGUUGUUAUAGUUGUGUGAAUUUAUUUGUACAUUUAAGUGCGUGUAUAAAUGACGAAUAGGCAAUGUAGGUACCUAUACGUGUAGGUACGUGUAUAUGUAGGUACGUGUAUGUGUAGGUACAUGUUGUAGGUAAGUGUUUGUGUAGGUACGUAUAUGUUUAGGGUCGUCCAUUUUAUAUUAUAGAAAUUGUCUCAUGCAAAGCACAUGUUCUGUUUAUGUAAGUAAAGAAAUGUAUGGUAAUUUAAAUGUGUGUGUGUGUGUUGUUCUGUUCAUUAACUUGUUUAAUGAUUGCUCGUGAUGUUUAAUAAUGCAUAAUCAUUGGAUAUUGUGCUUCCAUUUUUACAGCAUGCGAUUGUACUUUUAAGCACAAUAUUUGUUGUUUUUCGAUAGGAGAUUUAUUACGUAUUGUUAUUAAAAUCAUUAUUUAUUGAUUAAUGCACCUCAUUUAGUUAUAUCAGAAAAUUAUACAACGUUUAAAACUAUAAGAUCUGUUGUACUAUAAACGCUAAUGUGUCAUUAACAAAUUCCUUGUUAAUAUAUAAAACAUGUAAUAAAAUAUGUCGACAUGAUAAAUAAAAAAAAGACACAUUUUAUCAAAUUGCAAUCUUCAAUUUGUAUCAUUGUAUACAAUUUGGAUUAUGUAUCACGUUUUUAAAUCCCUGAUAUUACAAACACAAUUGAAUGGAGCCUCAGAUUAACUUUACAAAAUACAACAUUGCUGAGAAUACUAGUUUUCAAUGAAAAAGCGAACACAAUAAAUAAGUCAAUACAAUGAAAUACUUUCUCCAGUUCUUCUGCAAAAUGAAGUCGCCUAUUCUGAAAAGAUAAACAUAUAUUAUAUUAUCUUUGGAUUGUUUUUUUAAAGUUUAUGUUUCAGUAUUACCAUGGACUAUUGAAUUUUGUAUAAUAAUGUACUACAACUACAGAUCCGAAAUAAAUCAAAUAAAUUA